Molecule: messenger RNA, 105 nt
Organism: Spirodela intermedia
Lineage: Eukaryota; Viridiplantae; Streptophyta; Magnoliopsida; Alismatales; Araceae
Source: the annotation of a GenBank genome assembly
AUGACAACAAUCGUUUAUUGCCUACAAGUAUGGAGACAUUACCUUAUCGGUAAUAAUUUCACUAUUUAUAUUGACCAUGUGGUCACUAGUUGCUUGAACUCUUGA